AUGACAUCCAAGCCCGUCUCCCUGUUCUGCGAGCGUGUUUGGCAGCGUGGAUGCGGCCCGCAGAUCGACGUUGACACUUUUGGGAAGUUGCUUCCGGGCUUCCUACCAAAGUCGCUCUUUCCCGCAAUUCCCUUGACAAAGAUGCCUGAGCAAUCUGCUAAGGUAAUCCGGAAAACCCACCCAAUUCGCAUUCUCUCCUUCUCCAAUCCCCCAUCAACCACCUCACCUCAUCUUACACCGGGCUUCGAGAGGAUCUUACCUUGCUCACCUAACCCCGAGCAAUUCUCUCCCUACCUAUCAUCUCACCCGCUAAACCAAUUACCUUACUUGCUCCGCCGGUCAACCAACACCGACGUUGGCCGCGACCAUCGGAUUCUCUCGCCUCGCACCUUCAAACCCCCCCGUCCUAUCCAGAUUCGGCAUAGGGCCUCUCGCGUGCUUGACCUCAUCCCCCCCUGCACUGCACCUGCUGCUACUACGACUUGCUCACUGCUCACUGCUGCGGCUGCUGAACCACCCGCUCCUCGACCGGCCCUAUCCGCCCUCCGAGGCUGCGAUCACGACGGCAUCUUACUCCCUUCAGCCUCUGUGCGCCGUUCCGUCGGCCUCGCCGAGAUGGCUUCCAAUACAGGAAAGGCUGGAGUGAUUGUCGCUCCCGACGACGCUGGCAAUAUGGACAAGCUUGCACACGCUGUCCUCGACGAUCUCAUGUACAACAUUGUACAUGACCUGCUACUCAAAGUCCACCGCGACGAGAAAAUGGCGAGAGCGUCUACCGCUGCCAUUCGUGUCGAGAAGCUGGCUUCCGAUGCAUCAGAGAGCUCUACCCCCGACUCGAAGCCAGACGUGCGAAUAGAGACCGACGCUGCGAUAUACGAAGACGGCAAGGUUCUGCUCAAGGGCAACCCCCUCAAGACCACAUCCGAGAUCCUGUGCCCCAGAUGCCACCUGCCUCGCCUGCUCUAUCCGACCGAUGGCAAAGGCGCGCGAAAGCCCGAUCCAAGCGUCAUCUACUGCAAGAAGCACCCCUACAUUGACAAGCCCGGCUACGACAUUUACGGGCAGACCUGGGUUCAGCCUGGUCCCGGCCGUGGUAAGAAGAAGAAGGAUAUGAAGCCCGAUCCGAAUAUCGAGUCAGCCGGUCCUGGAGAAGCGCGACCAGCCAACGUGCUUUCAUUUCCCUCCGCCACCUGCAGCAAGUGCAAACGAUGCAUUCUUGUCACCCGUCUCAACAACCACAUGGGCUCUUGCAUUGGAAAUAGCGGACGCAAUGCCAGUCGCGCUGCGGCGGCAAAGAUCUCAAAUGGCAGCAAUGGCGCUAGCCAGCACGACGGAACACCCCCAUCAAGCCAAAAGGCAACACCGGCGCCUGCAUCGCGGGCCUCGAGCCCUAAGAAGCGCGAUAGCGAGGAGGUGGCGGCACCUGAAGACGAGGACGAAUCGGGAGACAGCCAUAAGAAGAAGAAGUUGAAGUCGACACCCUUGAUGACAAAAAAGGUCAUACUCAAAACAAAAGGUCCUAAGAAGGAAAAGGUGAAGACGAACUCACUUUUGAGUCGUGAGGCAAAGGCAGACGACGGCGACAACUCCACCGUUGAAGUUGCGCCAAAGAAGGAAAAGAAGGAGGCCAAGGGCAUUAGUCCGGCCAAGAAACUGAAGCUCGGUGCCGCCAAGCCGCCCUUGUCCUCGCCGUUAUCCAAGAAUGGCCGGAACGGAAAAGAGAAGGACGAAGACGCAGAAUCAGAAUCCACGACGAGCGGCACAACGGGCGGCAAAACGACCAGCGCAACGAGCAGCACAAAGACCAGCUCAAAAACCAGCGUCAAAAGGACGGCCGGCUGUGGUCUUAGGAGACCAAGCGAGUUGUUGGCUAUGAAGCGCACAUCGGCGCCUUCGUCAGUCAAACGCUCACCUCCACAGUCGAAGCCGCAGCCGCAGCCAACUCGACAGCGACUGGCGUCUGUCUCUAGCACACCUUCCGCUCAAAGCAACUCUUCCGGUCGUUCUGCCGCAAAACCGAACUCGCCAGGAUCUUCUCAAGACACGGUUCGAUCCACGGGACGGCUUUCGCAGUCCAAGACCACUGGAAGUCGAACGCCUCCAACUGAAGGCAAAAAGCCCGCCAAAAGUCAUUCUACCGUUCAGGCCCAGCCGCCAGCCCGAGUGUCCCGGGCCGGCGUCAAAUAUCAGCCGGGAUGGGGCAUACAGCCAGGUUCCUGGCCGUUUUCUUGUUUUCUUCCUGUACUCAUCAAAAAAUCUGAAGCCCUGGUCGACGAGAAGAUCGACAUUCGAUACACGAUACUCAACAAUGCAUGGUCAGGGAGUCAGUCGGGGAAGGUCUUCUAG
This is a messenger RNA of Colletotrichum lupini, 2346 nucleotides long. RefSeq names its product transcriptional activator. The coding region runs from base 1 to 2346 and encodes 781 amino acids. The transcript has 8 exons. The record is from RefSeq and is a predicted model, not a curated record. NCBI's taxonomy places the organism in Eukaryota, Fungi, Ascomycota, Sordariomycetes, Glomerellales, Glomerellaceae.